GCGAAUCGCGAGUGGUUCUAGUGACAUCCAUGAUAAUUUUUAUCGUAGUAUUUUUUAUGCAGUUCUCUCUAAAUCACACAUGAUUUUCUAUUGAUAAGAGUGUUAAAUUACGUGCUAAAUAGUUUUAAGUAGUGCCUCAAAAUGAUGAGUGACGACGAUCGUGAUAUUGAUAUAGAAAGUGAUGCUGAAAAUGACUCCGAUUCUCGUACUCAUAGGAAUAGCAGCGGUGGAAGUGGAUACUAUUCCCAGGCGGAAAAGCGAGCACACCACAACGCGCUGGAGCGGAAAAGAAGAGACCACAUAAAGGAUAGUUUCACGUCAUUAAGAGACUCUGUGCCUGCGUUGCAGGGUGAGAAAGUGGUAUGUAAGGCCAGCAGAGCGCAAAUUUUGAAAAAAGCCGCAGAAUACAUCAUGUUCAUGAGGCGGAAAAACAACUCACACCAACAAGACAUUGAUGACUUGCGGAGACAAAAUAAUCUACUAGAAUCACAGAUCCGCGCACUAGAAAAAGCGAGAGCAACGGGCAACUACAUGGAUGCACACGAGCUAGGCCUCGAGAUCAAGUCCGAAGGCAGUUCCCGAGACACAGACAGCUCAGACGGAGAGGGCACAACCCGACGGGUGAAGAAACUAAAGAUUAAUGGAGUUAACGUUUCAUAAAACUACAUGGACAGUAACAUGGUGUAUGUAAAUUGAAUUUGCUCUAAGUUUUAAAGGUUAGCUGAGUUUAUAGUACUGAGCAUUCACUAGUAAAUGUAUAGUAUUAAAAAUUCAUUAUUGUACAAACACAUUAUCUUUGUAAAGGUAAAAAAUCAUGAUACAUAGGUACAUAUUGUAAUGUGUCUAGGAUCUAUAAAUGAUACACUGAAUGUAUAAGGCCGUGGGUUGAACGCACGCGGCCACUCUCCAAAACAGCUUCAUUCAAUUUUAUACAUUUUGAUUGUGCCGCUCGACGCCAAAAGGUACAAAUGAAGUGCAAAAUGUCUUUCGUAUUUUGAGGUAAACACACGUGGCAUGCUAUUUGAGCCAGACUCAGUACAAUAAGUAUUGACGUUGACUAAAGAUAACAUGAAAAAUACGAACAUCGGAGAAAAUUUAUAGAAAAUUUAAACUUUGAAAAAACCCCCGACCGCGUUAUAGUAGACCGUUUUUCAUGAAACAUGGCUAAGAACACUCCCUACUCCCAGCUUUCAGACAAAAAAAAAGGGCUCAUCCGUUCGGGAGCUACGAUGCCACAGACAGACAGACAAACAGACAGACACGUCAAAUUUAUAACACCUCGUCGUUUUUGCGUCGGGGGUUAAAAACUAUAAUGCACUAUCUACAGGGCCGCGUGCGUCAAAGUCGCGGCCUGAGUGAUACAGUCUUGACUUUAAAACUUAAAGCAAUAAAUCUUGAAUGUUGAUCUGUAUACAUUUGAUGGCUGAAACCUUGCAAACAAGUCGGCACUUCUGACCUUGAUAGGGUCGUGAAGCGUAAGAGGUCAAACC
This is a messenger RNA of Leguminivora glycinivorella, 1490 nucleotides long. It is a transcript of the gene Max, whose product is annotated as protein max. The transcript has 5 exons. Gene Ontology annotation, biological process: positive regulation of transcription by RNA polymerase II. NCBI's taxonomy places the organism in Eukaryota, Metazoa, Arthropoda, Insecta, Lepidoptera, Tortricidae. Gene Ontology annotation, molecular function: DNA-binding transcription factor activity; protein dimerization activity. Bases 142 to 660 code for a protein of 172 amino acids. The record is from RefSeq and is a predicted model, not a curated record. Gene Ontology annotation, cellular component: RNA polymerase II transcription regulator complex.